GAUCUCAAUUGGCUGUGGAUCGUGCGGCGGGUAGUGAUGCGAACACUGGUAGCCGUGCUGUGCGCAUGGCUGCUCGCGCUCGGCGUGCACGCCAAGACGACAAUGACAGUCGCACGCAGGGAGCUGCUCUCGACAGGGCACGUCGAGGUGCUCAACGGCACCGCGGGAGCGCUGGCGCUCGCCUUCUACCUCACGGCACCGGCCGACUUGCAUUAUGCCAUUGUCGAAUCCGGUCGCGACGCACUGAUCGCCGACGACAUCAAGGCCGCGGCCGUCGGCAACGCGUCUGCAUAUGGCGUCGUCGUCGCCAGCACGAUCGUUUCGGAGACGGCGCAGCGCUUGCGUUGGUCCGUCUCGUCGCUCACGCCCAACGUCUCGUACGACGUGUACUUUGUCGCGGAAGUGUCCAAGAGCAACGGCGUCUUUGGCACGGUCGUGUCGGUCAACGGCACAACGACGCACCCGGAGGCACCGCUCGUGCGCGUCCUCGACCACUGGGCACAGCAUGCGACGACGACCAUGGCCGCGCUCUCGGUCAACGUGACGUUUCCGGGGCUCUUGCACUACGUCGUCGUUCCGAUCGAGGCGAGCCAGAACCUCUCGUCGCUCGACAUUUGGCACAACGUCACUGGCGCCACGCGCAGCGCCCACAUUGCCAACGGGACGCUUGUCAACAUAACGCACUUGACGCCGUUCACCACGUACGACGUAUGGUACGUCGCGGAAGUCGACGGCAGCCACGGCGUCCUCGGUGCACCGGGGUACAUUGAACACGCGUUCACGACGUUUGCAGUCGCGCCAACGCUCGGACGCCUUGCGUGCGCGCCGCUGGACGCUUCGACCACGAGCGUCCAAGUGGCCUUCCGCCUCGAGUUUCCGCGCCACGCCUUUGAGAGCAACAACGUAAAGGCGUCGCGCAAGGCGCUGCAGUACCACAUCCACUACGUCGCGUUCACGGACGACGAGGCUGCGUUUCCAGACGGUCGCGCGAUCACAUCCGCUGUCAACACGACGACCCAGCAGCAGGUGGGUACGGUGGCGUUCUCGCUGCCGACGCAGCCGACCGAUGCGGCAGUGCUGGUAUCGGCGACGGCGACGACGGUGGACGUGGCUGUAAACGUCUCGUCGCUCGGCGUCGGGACACCGUAUACGCUUGCGUUCGUGCUCGAGACGAUGCAGAGCGACGGUGUCUUCAGCAACGCCGUGACGACAACGACCACAUGUGCGACGCAUGCCGCGGCGCCAAGCGUCGACGCCGUCGUCGUCACGGCUCAAAACACGACCACGGACGUGUUGGUCGCUACCGUGACGCUCGACCGCAUCGCGGACGUCCAUGUCAUCGUUGGCCUGCCGCGCGCGUUUCGCGAAGUGCCAAUGGCACUCUCGUCGCAGCUAUCGACGUACCUCACCACGUACAACGCUUCGUUUCGGCACAUUACGUUGCACGCUUCCAGUAACGUCAGUUCGCCGAUGGGCGCGCUGCUCGACGUGCAGACGCACGCCAACCUGUCGUAUACAAUGCAAGUGGCCGUCGGGGGGUUGGAGGCGGCAACCAUCCACGGUCUCCUCGUCUUGGCCGAGACGAGCCACAGCCACGGCGUCUACAGCACGCCCUUUCCCACCGUCGAGGCGCGCACGCACGAGCCGGCGGGCGACGUCACCGUGGCACAUUCGGGUCCCGUGCUCGGCUCGACGUCGCAACUUGAGGUGCACGCCUCGUCGUCGGAUCGCCGCGACCAGCUCGUUGUCUGCUACACGAGCGAGACCAAUCGUACGGCCCAUUGCACCGAGCUGCCGCCAAAUGGCGUCCUUGGAAACCUCUCGGCCGACACGCUCUACGAUGUGUCCGUGCACGCAGUCACGGCCCACGGCGUCGAGAGCAACCGCGUGGAUCUGGCGCCGCUUCGCACACACGCGGCGGCACCAAGCGUCGAGACGGUGACGCUGCGACACCGCCCGGGCGUCGCGUCGCUACUCGACGCGAGCAUCACAACCACGGGAGUCGGCUUUGUGCAUUCGCUGAUCGUGCCGACGGCCGAGGUCGAUGGCUGGACGCUACCGUCGAGAGAGGCACUACUUUCACACGCCACGCGGCGCGUCGAGCUGCCACGCCACGCGCGGACGUCGCUCGUCUUGGACAACUUGCUGCCCAACACGUCAUACUCGCUGCUCGUGCUGCUCGAGUCCGCCUAUGCGGGCAACGCGUCGUCGGCGGUCUUUAGCGACGCCGUCGUCGUUCAAAACCUCACGACGUAUGCGCGUGCCCCAACGAUUCUGCAGUCGACGGUGCUUCCCGCCAACGCGUCGAUCGAUGCGAUCGUCAUGACGGCCAACCUCUCGUCGCCCGGGCGGGUCCACUACAUGGUGAGCGACAUUGCUUUCGACGACCCGCUCGUCCUGCGCACGAGCGAUGUUGUGCAGCCGAACGUUCGCCGAGGGUUCUUUGAUGUCACCGAGCGCAUCUACGAAGCGCGCAAUGCGACCGUCGACGGUGUCAACGUCACCGAGUGGCAUCCCCUCGACGUCUACAACAAUACGGUGACGCUCCCGACGCUCGCCAGCGCGACCUUGUACCAUGUCUACUUGGCGACCGAGACAUUCGAUUCCGACGGUGUCUUUGGCGUCGGACUGCCGCCGCCCCACGUCGUCACGACGCAUGCGCCGCCGCCGACGUUUGACGUGCUGCGCGUGACGCCGGCGCAAGGCGUCGCAACCUCGAUCGAGCUCUCGUUUGGCCUCUCGUCGUUCGGAAACGUGCACUACAUCCUGCUGCACCGAGGGCUCUACGUCGUGCAAGACACGCGCAAUGCCACCGAGAUUCCUGCCAACGAGACGUGCCCGACAAGUGCAGUGGAGGUUGCAACGCUGACCGCCGCUGACAUCAAGGCGGCGACGCUGGAUCGUCUUGGUGUCGGCGUUGUCGACAAUGGCACGAUCGCCGUGUCCCGCGACGAGUGGCAAAAGCAUGCGGACCAUGGCGCGUCCAAAACCUUCACCUCUCUGCGGCCCGGGUCCCUCUACGAGCUCUGCGCCGUGCCCGAAACGGACGCGAGCGAAGGUGUCUUUGCCGCCGUCGUGUGCGCGCCUGUGCGCACGCACGCCGACUACACCAACCUCUCCCUCGCGUACGAUGAACUCACGGCGGCGCCCGUCAAUGCAACGACGAACGGUGUGCUUUUGACGUGGAAAAUGACGUGCCUUGGCGACUGCGGCCGGGAUCCGUACUUUGUCUUGACCAGCGACGCCUUUGGUGGCCGAUCGGAGCUGCACCUGCCGCGGGACACACCUUUCCACCGCGUCGCGCCUGGCCAGCCGGGCAUCGUGGCCGCUGGGCGCAUGCAAUUGUCGACGACCGUGGCAAGCGACGAUCGUGACGCCGUCGUCGUCACCUACCACGCGGACGUCCGCGACUUGGAGCCACAUGCAUCGUACCACGCGUUUUUCGCCGCCGAGACGCAGGGCAGUGGCGGUGUCUUCUCCAGAAUCAACGCCAACGGGAACGCGACGACCGUGGUCGCAGUGACGACCCAUGCGUCGGCGCCGCGGCUUCGGGCGUACCGGGCCGAGCCGACGUACGGCAACACGACAGGGAUCGACGUCGUUGUCGAUUUCGAUGGCGCCGAGGGCGGCGCGAUUGUACAUACGCUGGUGACGCCCGCCAACUGCGCGAUGACCAACCCGCGCUGCGUGCUCCUCAACGAGACGCAUGCCGUGGCCGCGCCGCAGCGCGAGGUGAAAGACCAUGUGCUCUUUCUGGAGAACGGACUGUUGCUCUCGCCCAAUACGUCGUACGACGUGUACAUUGCAACCGAGACAGUCGGUAGCUUCGGCGUCGUGUCGCCGUGGCGCCAAACGUCUGUGCGCACGCACCCGCCGGCCCCGCGGUUCACAACCGUCGCCGCCAAGCCCAAAUCGGCGUCGACGACCGAACUCGAGCUCAGCUUUGCCUUGUCGGCGCCGGGCAUUGUGCACUUCAUGGUCAGCGACGACAGCGAGCACAUUGAGGUCGCGUCCGUCUAUAACGUGAGCGCCAAGAAACCGCGCGGGUCGAACGACGACUGGCACCGGUACGGGUUCGAAAAGGUCAAGUGGCGUCGGUCGGUGCCAGCGUCCACGACGGUGCACACCGAGCUGCUCCAGCUCUUAGUUCAAAACACCAACUACUCGCUACACUUGGUCGUCGAGACGAAGGGCGACGCGGGUAUCUACGGCCCCAUCACCGUGCUCCGCAACAUCUCGACCUUUGGCCACGCGCCGUUGCUCCUCGCCCACGAGGCGGCGCCGACGCCAGCGUCCACGUCCCAGCUGCGAGUGCAGUACAAGCUCAACACCUACGGCGUGCUCCACUGUCUGGUCACCAUGGCGUCGCGCUGGCGGCCCACGGCGCCCGACGUCGUCUAUGGCAACGUGCUGGGCUUGGACCACACCAUUGUGGCGCAAAAGAGCUUGCUCGGCGACGCUGGUACGUUUGACGUCGAUGUGCCGUUGGCCAACCAGACGUACGACGUGCUGCUCGUAACCGAGACCGCCGGCAGCGACGGUGUCUACGGCACCGUCGCCCGCCUCGAUGCGAUCAAGUCGUCGGACGUGGCACCGGUCGUCGACCAAGUCAACGUUUCGGCCACCGACGCCCGCAACGACGCCCUCAAUGUGCGCAUCGUGCUCAACACGGUGGGGAUCGUAUACUACUCUCCCGCGCUCAAGGGUGCGACGCCGACGACCGACCGCACCAAGACCCAUCUCCUCUCGAACGCGUCGAUGCUCGAGGCCACGCUGCUCCUCGAUGGUCUCGCGGAAGGCACGCUCUACGAUAUCUACAUUCAAACCGAGACGCUCGGCAGCUACGGCGUACUGGGGCCGCUGCUCCGGGUCGACAAUGUAGUGCCGACGCACGGCCCACCGCCGUUGAUUCUCGAAGAAGUCGACUGUGCCUACGCGCCGGCCUGCGACGCGCUUGGCCGUGAACCGUGCCUUGCCGUCACCAACACGUGUGGCGAGUGUCUCGUUGGUUUUGUGGGGGAUCGUGGCGCCCACAACACGGCGUGCACGCAGGCGGCGUCCGAAGCGCCCAAGCCUCGCAAAGCGAAAAAGUCGAUUGGUAUCAAGAUUAGCAGUGCCAAGGCCCACGCCGAGCCCAAGUCGGUGGAACCGGCACCGGUGGCCGUUGCGUCUGUCAGUGUCGCACCGGUGGAGGCAGCACCGUUGCCACCUGCCGACGCUGCACCGGCCGUUGCAACGAUGGCGCAUGUCGACAUGUGCCCUGCCCACGCCCACGCGUCGCUCACGAACGCCGGCGCCUGCGAGUGCGACGACGGCUACCUCCUCGACAACGGUGUGUGCACGUCGCUGUGUCCACCCAACUCGUUUCCGUCCGGCCCGGGCAAGUGCCAAUGCGACCCAGGGUUUGCCCUCGAUGCGCUCGGGACGUCGUGCGUCCUCGCUACCGGGAGUGGGCUCGUUGGCAUUGGCCUCGGCUCGUCGCCGUAG
Saprolegnia parasitica CBS 223.65 is the source of this 5487-nucleotide messenger RNA. RefSeq lists its product as hypothetical. Bases 37 to 5487 code for a protein of 1816 amino acids. Gene Ontology annotation, molecular function: protein binding. The record is from RefSeq and is a predicted model, not a curated record. Lineage: Eukaryota; Oomycota; Saprolegniomycetes; Saprolegniales; Saprolegniaceae. The transcript has 5 exons.